Molecule: messenger RNA, 1898 nt
Organism: Plutella xylostella (diamondback moth)
Lineage: Eukaryota; Metazoa; Arthropoda; Insecta; Lepidoptera; Plutellidae
Source: RefSeq, a predicted model, not a curated record
ACACGCAUGCUUUCGCGUCAGUAACUAGCCGUGACCUCGCCCGAGCAGACGUAUUACACACAAGGCCAUGGCGCUGUGGCAGACUAGUGAAUUAAAUCAAGUUAUUGUUAAGUGACUGUUUAUUUAUAUCUCAACUUUGAUAUUACGGUAGUUAAUCGCUUCUGGACUUUGUUAUCAUUUAUUACAAGUUAUAUCUAUCAAACUACAGUUAUUUACUUUAUUAUUAUUGUUAUCAGUAUUCAGUAUCCCGUCGCGCCGGCCGUCAGUGGUUGUCGUCAUGACUGACUCAAAUAAAAGGUGAAUUGGGCAGCAGGUAGUCAAGUGAAGUGAACUAUGUGAUACUUUGUAGAGCACGGCUCGGAAUAACAACAAAAAUGAAAGGUGCAAAGAACAUAAUGCUGUUAGCGUUUAUCGCUAUGAAUGUGCUGGAGCAGCCGGCGCCUGAAGUAAGGAUAGAGCAAGGCAUCGUCCGCGGGAUGAUCAGCGGGGACGGCACCGUGCAUGAGUACAUGGGGAUACCUUAUGCUACUGUUGGAGAGAAACGGUUUCAAGCACCACUGCCCCCUCCGUCGUGGGAGGGAGUGUACAACGCUGUAGACGAGCACUACACGUGCGCUCACGGCUCUCUGUUUGGUCUCCUGGAGCUCGGGAUGACGGAGUGCCUCAUAGUGAACGUGUUCGCGCCGGCGCAGCGCCGCGGCCCGCUGCCCGUGAUGGUCUACAUCCACGGCGGAGCCUUCGUCCUGGGCAGCGCGGACAAGAUGCUGUACAACCCCGGGUUCCUGGUCCAGCAUGACGUCAUCGUGGUGUCGUUCAACUACCGGCUGGGCGCGCGCGGCUUCCUCUGCCUCGGCAUCGAGGAGGCGCCGGGGAACGCCGGCCUGAAGGACCAGGUCGCGGCUCUCAGAUGGGUCAAGAAAAACAUAGCAGCGUUCGGUGGAGACCCUGACAACGUGACGUUAUUCGGGCAGAGUGCCGGCGGCACCUCCGCUAGCCUGCUCGUGCAAAGCGAUGCUACCAACGGCUUGUUCAAUCGAGCCAUCAUAAUGAGCGGGUCCUCUAUAUCUAGCUGGACGAUCAAUUCAGACCCAGUCUGGGUUGCGAGUCUCAUCGCUAAAGCUUUAGGGUAUCCCGAGACAAGAAACCCUCAUGAACUAUAUGAAAUAUUUUCUAAAGUACCGCUUACAGAUUUGGCUAAGGUAAAGGCAAAAAAGCCAUUCGACCGGUAUCUUGAAACAGAAUUAAUGUAUUUACCGUGUGUUGAAAAGCGUCUGCCAGGAGUAGAGGCAAUCAUUCCCGAUGUUCCCUAUAAGAUGGCAACAUCUCCUGCCAGGAAAAAUAUAUCAAUCAUGCACGGUACCACUGACAGGGAAGGUAUAUUUUUAAUCGCUUUAGAAAACGAGGAACGGAUGAGUGAGAGGAACCGAGGGUACAUGUUCGCGUCAGACCUAGAGUUCGAAUCCGAAGAACAGGCUUCAACCGAAUCUAAAAGAGUUAACAAAUACUACUUCGGCGAUGAUCCGAUAAGCAUGAAGAAGAUACUGAAUGUGUCGGAGCUGUAUACGGAUUACUAUUUUGAAAUACAGAGUAUACUGGAGAGCGAGAUAUUCCUGGAGACGUCGGACCAGCCGGUGUUCAACUACCACUACAAGUACUCCGGCAGUCGCAACUUCGUGAAGUACUUGAGCGGCUACCGCGGUGCGCCGGGCGCGUGCCACGGUGAUGAACUCCUGUAUCUGUUCAACGGCUGGCUGUGGCCAUUCCCCAUCAAUAACGAUGAUAGAACUGUAAUUUAUAGGUUAACGAGAAUGUGGACCAACUUCGCAAAGUAUGGGUACGUAAACUACGAGUACAUAGUGAACAUUAAUAUUAUUAGAUUUAUGUUUUUGUAUCCGUAG